CUCAAAUUGUGCACUGCAGUCAGCAAAUACGAUCGCCAAGAAGUACGCGGAAGAUGGUGGGAAUAGAGGAAAAUAUAAAUGUUUCCUGGGCGAAUUCGAAACCCCUCUCGUUUGGAAAAAUAUCAUUGGAUUGGUGUUUUUUCAUGCAGUUGCGGUUUGUUAUAUUUUUAUGCAUGAUUAUAAAAAGCAUCCGUGGACUAUGGUUUAUGCAUAUUUCAUUUAUAUAUUGGGUGGAUUCGGAGUAACUGCUGGAGCGCAUCGCCUUUGGACUCAUCGCACAUACAAAGCUAACACAAAGUUGAAAGUUAUACUGUUGCUUUUUUAUUCUAUGAGUGGAAUGUAUUCGGUGGUAGAUUGGGUGCGUGACCACAGGGUUCACCACAAAUAUUCAGACACCAACGCCGACCCGCACAACAUCAACAGAGGAUUGCUGUUUGCCCAUGUUGGUUGGCUUUGCAUGAAAAAGCACCCCGAUGUAAUCGAGAAAGGACGUCAAAUGAACAUGAGCGACGUAACAGAUGAUCCAUUGAUUAGAUUCCACACAAAGUACUACCAAUGGUUCCAUCUGUUCUUCUGCUUUGUGUUUCCCGCAAUUAUCCCACCAUUGCUUUGGGGUGAACCAUGGAUGGUGUCCAUUUUGGCCAAUUCGUUUGUUAAAUACGUCGCGCUGUUAAAUGCAGUUUGGACUGUGAACAGUUUAGCGCAUUACUAUGGAAACAAACCGUACGAUAGAAACCUACGACCCACUCAGAACUUACUAGUGGCGUUUCUGACAAAGGGAGAGGGCCACCAUAACUUUCAUCACGCUUUUCCUUGGGAUUAUAGAGCAUCGGAGUUUUUGUAUAUAUUCCAUAUCACGACAAUAGGCAUUAAUCUAUUUAAUAAACUCGGUUGGGCAUACGACUUGAAAACCGUUUCGCCUGAGGUACUUCAGAAGACUGUUGAACGAUACGGCGACGGCACUCACGAACUAAAUCAAUAUAAGGAGCUACCGUCUAACGGUUUUUAAUAGUUGAUUAUGUAAUUUACUGUAAAAUAUUUUUCUUAAAAUAUAUGUAUAUUUGUUU
Molecule: messenger RNA, 1067 nt
Organism: Cylas formicarius (sweet potato weevil)
Lineage: Eukaryota; Metazoa; Arthropoda; Insecta; Coleoptera; Brentidae
Product: acyl-CoA Delta-9 desaturase-like
Exons: 5
Coding region: 170-1009 (279 amino acids)
Biological process (GO): unsaturated fatty acid biosynthetic process
Cellular component (GO): endoplasmic reticulum membrane
Molecular function (GO): iron ion binding; stearoyl-CoA 9-desaturase activity
Source: RefSeq, a predicted model, not a curated record